CUGUGAGGCAGAAAAUAAUAACCUAUUUGGGGGAAAAAAAGAUGAAAAUCAAGAAAAGGAAAUAGUAAGUCCUCAGUCUCUUUACGUCGAAUUACACGAGAAUGUGGAACUUAGAGAAAGCCAGAAAUAGCUCAAAUACUGAAAUACUGCUUCCUAUGGUGACCUUAAAUGCUUUGUAUGAUAUAUAUAUAUAUAUAUAUAAAACAGCAGACACAGACAGUAUAAUAUAUAAAACAGCAGACACACAGUAUUAUAUAUAAAAAAACAGCAGACACAUACAGUAUAAUAUAUAUAUAAAUAUAAAACAACAGACACAUACAGUAUAAUAUAUAUAUAUAUAAAACAGCAGACACAUACAGUAUACUCUUUACAUAAAACAGCAGACACAGACAGUAUAAUAUAUAUAUAUAUAUAUAUAUAAAACAGGAGACAUAGACAGUAUAUAUAUAAAGCAGCAGACACAGACAGUAUAAUAUGUGUGUUUUUAUAUAUAUACUCCAUAAAAAUAUUUAUUUGAUACAUAGUAGGAUAUAUAUAUAUAUACACACACACACACACACACACACAUAUAUGUAUAUUCCACUGACACACACACACACACAUACUAACACGCGCGUCUUUGUGCACUAUAGCUAGAGAUAUUACAAUAUAGUGGAAUUUUCAUAAAAUACUUUGACUGCUACCUUUAGCAACUCACAGACACGUUAAAAAAUGAUAUAUAUAUAUAUAUAUAUAUCCAUAUAAGUGCAUGUGGGUGUAUUUAAGGUUGGCUAGUUUGAUGGAAAGAUUUAUAUAGUAAAUGCAUUAUUUACUUUAAAAGGGGAGGUGGCAUUAUAAGAGUAUGCUAAUUAGCCGGAGAUUUUUUUUUUUUGGGGUGAGAAGGGGUGGAAUAUCAAUUUUUAUUGCAUCACCUGUCAGGAGUGUCCAAUCAGCGCUGGCUUUAGGGGGAAUUAAUUGAUGAAGGUGUCUCCGGACGGACUCACUAUACUGUGUCAUUUUAACUGGAGCUAAUGCAGGAGUGAGUGCAGCUGGCUGGUGACUCCCCAGCUCACAUUCCAAUAUUCUACAGAUAGAAUGGAGCAGGAGGCUUUAAAGGGACACAGGUAUUGAGCUCCCAGGCUCUGCCUUCAGCCUCUUCAACAAUGGAGAAUAGCUCUGACACACUGCCUGCAUGUAGCUCUGCCUAGCUAGCUGCUGUGUGUGCAUGUGUGCAUGCACAGAUAAACCCUACAUGUGUGUAUCUAUGCAUUCCUCCUCUCACAGGUUAAGGGGUAUAACAGCCUUUGUUGUUAUUUUUUUAGCAGGAUGCCUUGAGUCUGCAACACCAGCCGUUGGAUUUUCUAACCAUUUUCUUUGCCUGCAAAUGCUGGGGCUCAAGUGAUCCAAGCCAUGGGGGAUCUGGAAUCUGGAUAUGAGCUGGUGGAUGGGGUGAGACUGGGGUACCUGGUUAUUAGGGGCAAGCAGAUGUUUGCCCUGUCGCAGGUGUUCACAGAUCUCCUGAAGAAUAUCCCAAGGACUACAGUGCACAAGCGCAUGGAUUAUUUAAAAGUGAAAAAGCACCAGUGUGACUUGGAGGAGCUGAGAAAACUCAAAUCCAUCAACUCCAUAGCUUUUCAUGCAGCCAAAUGCACUCUGAUCUCCAGAGAGGACGUGGAAGCCCUAUACACCUCCUGCAAGACAGAGAGAGUCCUUAAAACAAAAAGGAGGAGGCUUAGCAGGGCCCUGGCAACAAAAGAUCUGCAAGAGGAGCUCCCAUCCCCCGGCCCUUACUCCAGAUAUUGGAAAGAGGACAAACUUUGGCUGGAAUUGAAUGAAUCUGCCCAGCCAAUAAACAGGAAAGCCUUUACUCCCAGAGACUCAGACUUGCUACCGGCAGCUCAUCUACCUCAUUUUUUUAGUAAAUACACUGGUCAGAGCUACCCAGAAAUACAGAGGUCGCCUUGCAAAAGCCCCCUAAACUAUGAAACUGCCCCCCUCCCUGGAGACUGCGUUGCGGCUUUUCACUCCAGCCUGCCCUACAUCAGGGAGGUUCUGUGCACCAAGCACCCUGCAGCCUAUUACUGCCAGCCAGCCAUUGCCCAGCCCAAACUCGGCUGCCAUGCUGGGGUGACAUACAGGUACAAAAGGAAACGAUCUUCUGCCGAAAAGGACUCUUACAGCAGCAGCCGGAGGCUCCUCUUCAUCCCCAAAACCUAUAGAUCCAAGUGCAGCUCCAUCUGUCUGGAGAGGGUCCACCUGGUCAAUGGCUUCUGCCCCCAGCAUUUGGCCACCUUGCAGGAGAGCUACAGCAGCGACUCAGAAUCCAGCUCCUACUCGGAACACGCUGCCAACGAUUCGGAUUUUGGCUCCAGCCUGUCCAGCAGCAGCAACUCUGUGUCUUCAGAUGAGGAGGAAGAGGAGGAGGGCAGUGUGUCUGAGUCCAGCGAGAUCAGCUCAGAGGAAGACAGCUCCUCCGAGUCAGACUCCAGCUCUGUGACCAGCCAGGUCUCGGUACAAAGUAUCCGUUUCCGCAGAACCAGUUUCUCCAGCCCAGCAGCUCCUGUUCUGGGUCAGACUAACCUCCUGUACCAUCAGCUCUCCAGCCCCAGCAACAAAGUAUCAAACUGUGACUUUAAGUGUGAGAGGCAGGAUGAUUGGAAUCCUCAGCAAUCCUGGGGCAGCGUGUGUUCUACCCCUGGCACUGCCAACCCUGGGCCCCACAUCAGAUGUGAUGGGGCUUGUGUCAUCCCAUUCCCACUCUCUGGGUUUUCUUCUAAUGCAAAGAGGACUGACCUAACAAUUAACUGUGUUACUGCAGAGGGGGGCUCCACACCUAGCCCAAAGAAAAACAAUGCAUUGCCACAACAAAGACUACACAGAGAGGGGAAGCAGUUCCUUCAAUCAAGCCUCACACCGUGUGUGGACAGGAGUAUUACAGCCCACAGACCCCCAAACUGUGUGAGUGCCACCUCUGACACCCAAGGCAAAGCCUCCAGACUAUGUGCCCCUGCAGAAGAGACCCCUGAGGGCUCUGCCCAGACACAUCAGGGGGGGACUGGAGACCCAUGCACUGAUUUAUCCUUUCUGCACAACGUAAAAAUUAAAAUAGAAGACAAUAAUGAAGAAUACGAAACUGCUCAGCAUAAGCUAAAUUAUGAGUGCAAUGUUGCAAAGGACGAGCUUGAUAGUGAUGUGACUGAGGAGAGUUUAUUGCAAGCUAAGGAGGACCCUGAGUGCACUGACCCUCAAACCACUUCUCAAAACCUGGUGGUGGCCCCAAGUCAGGUCCCCCCGUGCACUUUAGGUACCCCAAAACCUGAGGAUGGAGACUAUAAAUUUGGUGCUAAAGUUAGAAAAAAUUACAGAACUCUGGUGCUAGGGAAAAGACCCCUUUUACAGACCACCCCCAGUAAACCAAAUCUGAAAUCUGCAAGGAGUCCACGACCCCCAGGGAAGAGUGACUUUUGUGAAGGAACACUGGAUGGCUUUACAGUGACCAAUCGACGUAAAAGGUUAGCCAACAAUGUAGCAUCUGCAGUAAAGAGACCCUUUAAUCUCAUGGCAAAUUUCCCUUGUCCACCGUCACUAAUUAUUGGCAAAGACGGGGACUUGCUUCCAGCCUAUUCCUUAAAAAGCACAAAGGAAUAUAGCAGUGCAAACAAGGCACAUCCUAUUUGGAAAUGGCAGCUGGGGGGUUCUGCUAUACCGCUCCCCCCUAGCCACAAAUUCAGGACAUUUCACUCAUAACACAGUUGGGAAUUAUUAUAAUUUUUUUUUUAAUUGUAUCUUGAUUUUUUUUUGUUUUUCUUUUCAAUUUCUCUUUAAAACAAUUGGUUGUAUCAGCCUGUGUUUUUUUUUUUUAAAUUUUAUUAUAAUUAUAAUUAUUAUUACAUGGAAUCGCUGUCUCUGAAGAAUGAAAGUUGGAUACAUUAUUUUGCAAUAUGGAGCUUGUUUAUGUUACAAUCUACAGACUACUUCAAGCUAAAACACACAUUAGCCCUGAUCUUGAAUGGAUACAUUGAAACAAUUUUACUGUUAGAUUUCUUACAAUGCACCGGUACCUCAAUUCAUCAACAACAUACAAAAUGUCAAAAAAAAAAAAAAAAAAAGCAUUUCUUAAUAAUAAAAGAAAAAAAUAUUAUGAGCCAUUGCAUUUUCUGCACUACAUCUGAAAAUGUGGAAGUCUGACUGUGAAUUGAUUGCACAGUGUGUUUCACUUUAAAAAUCUGUGGCAGUUUUUUUUUUAGAAUUAGCUUGAAAAGGUGUACAUAUAUAUAUAUAUAUAUAUAUAUAUAUUGCUUUUUUUUCAAUGAGCAGUUGCACUUAAAACCUUUUGUUCUUAUGGACUGGAAGGGUAUUGGGUUGGAUUUGAACAAAACACAAUUGGGGGGAAAAAAAGACAAAAAUGUCAUUGUAUUCUUGUUAAAUGCCUUAUAUAGUUUCAGUAUAGUUUAUCAUUUCUAGAUCACAAACACAGACAAACAAACAAGACAAUACACACGUAGCUAAAACAGCAGACACAGGCAAUUUAAUGUGUGCAGGGGAGGUUAACUGUGAAAAAUAAAAGUGUGAAUACUUUUUAGAUCAUGGUGUAUAGGGCUUUGACACACCAGUCAUUUAAGUUGUGAUGAACUGCCUAUAUUUUAUUCUAAACUUGAAUAUUCCAAUAACCCUGACAGACACAGGAGUUUUACUGCACGUGACAAUCAGAAUCUGCCUUUGCACUUAAAACUAAUAGGAUAUAUUCAGAAUUGUUGAGAUCUUUUUUUUGGUUAAAUACAUUUUUGCUUUGUUAUCUAAUGUUGUGGUGAAAACAGUAAAAUGCCAUCGUAUGGGAAAUUGCACUGUUGAAAAGCAUGUUUCAGAGAGAAAAACAAAACACUGUUUUAAAAUGAAACAGAUUUAAAUUCAAUCUGAAUUAUUCCAGCAGUAGUUCUGAUCUAUAUAUAUAUAUAGGGAUGGUUUUGUGGGGGAGGGGGAUAAGGGGGGUCCAGGUUUUAAAUAGGUGCUCUGUAAACAUUUUGCAUUAAAAAAAAAAACUGUGUUUAAUAAUUAAACGAGCAGUGUUUUAUCUGGAAGGGGUUCUGUUUGCCAAACUUUACCUUUAAAACAAAAAACAACAACAAAAACAUUUGUGCUAUGUUUUUUUUUAAUUCUAAAUAUAUUUAUGCAUAUGUAAAUAAAGUAAAAAGAAAUAAAAAAAAACAGGGUUUAAUUUCGACACGUUUUCUAAGCAGGCCUCAUUGUGAAUAUGGCGUAUAUGCACGAAAGAUCAGUCUAUCUCUUUAAAUAACAUGGACGUAUUAUUAUUUUAUUUUAGCUUUUAUACACACAAGGCAAUAUCGAUACUUUAAUAGUUCUUUGGAUUGAAAACAUUCUAAAUGACAAUAUGGGAUUCUAAAUGCUUCUAAUGUGUGUGAUUGCCACCAUCUACCAGACUGAUUCAAAAC
Pelobates cultripes (western spadefoot toad) is the source of this 5429-nucleotide messenger RNA. The record is from the annotation of a GenBank genome assembly. NCBI's taxonomy places the organism in Eukaryota, Metazoa, Chordata, Amphibia, Anura, Pelobatidae.